This is a messenger RNA of Fonsecaea erecta, 816 nucleotides long. RefSeq lists its product as hypothetical. The coding region runs from base 1 to 816 and encodes 271 amino acids. The record is from RefSeq and is a predicted model, not a curated record. The transcript has 2 exons. NCBI's taxonomy places the organism in Eukaryota, Fungi, Ascomycota, Eurotiomycetes, Chaetothyriales, Herpotrichiellaceae.
AUGCUCCUUCUAUCAUUUCUAGCCUUUGCCGUGAGCUCGGCCAACGCGCAAAGUCAAGACAAUAUCUUCCUCAAUCCGCCCACUAACGGCAUCAACAAUGACUUCACGCAAAAUCCCACAUACGUCCAAGGUUCCACCAUCACGCUGCAGUGGGAGACGACGUACCCGUCGACCGACCUGGUGAUUUGGCAGAAUGGAAACCCAAACAGCCAGGUGUUGGAAGGAGGGAUCACGGCAACGACUCUGAGCUGGACCGUAGGGACGGGGGAGAGCCCGCCCUUCGACCUCAGCAAAGGCAACGUCUUUUUCUUUCAAAUGUACAAUUCGUCAACGUCCACGUUCUUCAGCAGCCACUAUUUCAACGUCAGCGACCCGUCGCUGGCUUCGGCCACAUCAUCCACAGCUUCCUCGAGUACCACCUCACCACCUGCAACUUCCCCGACACACGAACCGACGUCGUCGUCGCAGAGUGACUCAUCCAAAGCUACCCCAGCGACUACAUCCAUAGCGACGACCAUGCCGGCCGCCGCAGCUGAUUCCUCUUCCAGCCAUAGCAGCAACAAGCUUGGAGAAGGUCUGGGCAUUGGCAUCGGCUUAUGUGUAUUCCUCGUCCUGGUUGCCGGCCUGGCGUGGUACCUAUUCCGACGCCGCGUUGCUAGAUCGCGCGAUCUGCUGAAGCCUGAGACCAUGUCCACAUAUCCUGACGGCGGCAUGGCCGACGAGUCCUACCCCGCACAAUACAGGAGGUACGAGCUCGGCUCGACGGCGCCCGCAACACAAGCGGAGCUGGACGGCGGCAAUAUGAAGUUCGUAUAA